Oncorhynchus keta (chum salmon) is the source of this 6130-nucleotide messenger RNA. RefSeq names its product arf-GAP with GTPase, ANK repeat and PH domain-containing protein 3-like. The transcript is spliced from 18 exons. Gene Ontology annotation, cellular component: nucleus. Lineage: Eukaryota; Metazoa; Chordata; Actinopteri; Salmoniformes; Salmonidae. The coding region runs from base 819 to 5006 and encodes 1395 amino acids. Gene Ontology annotation, molecular function: GTP binding; GTPase activity; protein binding. The record is from RefSeq and is a predicted model, not a curated record.
GAGGCCCUGGAGACACAGUUCUCUUUCAUAGCAGUUUGCUCCCUCUUCCCUGGAUCCUAUUCCUACUGUUCACCGUCGUCCAUUUUAAUCUGUUGGGGCUGAAAUGCCUCUAGAGAUCCCGAGGGGAAUCUCGGUUCAGGGAGUCAGUGUGCUUUAAUGCUGAGCGACGACCCCGUUUGGAUCCGGUCCUUGUUUUCCAACUGUCCCGAGGGGUAGGGAGGCUACUGGAAAGUUCAAACAGACAUACUCCCUCAAGCUAUGUGCAGCAGGCAAGGGCUCGGAGAUGAAGAGUUUUGUCUGCGCCGGUCGGCAGAAAAGGGAUUGCUCAUAACUCACAACUUGCCAAGGAGAGGAUGUCUCAGUUUUUCAAAUUUUGCUCAAGGCCUCGCAGGUAUGACCAACAUGCAUUUGGUUGUUCCAAGGCAAACACUGGAAGGGGUGUUUUAGCUGUUGCUCACCCUCACGUCGGACAGGUACAAGUGGAACAAAGUAGAAAUGAGGAGAGAGUGCAGCCAGUGACCCACUGUCCUGCAGCCUGUUGCGGUGCUGCUGUUGAAUGCGGAAUAUAAGGCACUAGGGUUAUGCAGGUGGCACAGAAGCUUUGCUCAGGCUUGGUUGACUUAUUAUUAUUAUUUUUUUCAUGUCAAAGGUUAAGGAUUAUGCCUGGGGUUGGAAUGCAGCCUGGAAGUGAGGGACUCGGAGAGCAACAGUAAACACCACCACACUGGGGAGAGGAGUGUGAGUGCACAUGCGUGUGUGUUUCAAUUGGGCUAGAUUGUGCAGGCCUGUGUGUGUGUGGGGGAGUGCAGGGCCGUGCCAUGCUACUACUGAGCAGUCAGGCAACGGAGCGGACUAUCCCCGGGGCCACAAGUAAAGCUGUCACAGCCCACCAGUCAGGAGGAGGUAAGACCGCGGUGGACCACAUUUCUGUCAUCCUGAAUGGAACUCUGGGCCGUGAGGAGGUGGGUUCGAGGUCGGUGGCGGGCCAGGUCGCCCGAUAUGCCGCACUAGAGCAAAGUCAUCCUGCAGCCGGGAGCACUAGGGCACGACAGCACGCGCUGCAGGGGGAGGAGGGACGCUUCAGCCUGGGCAGGAUACGGCAGGAUCUUGGCAGGUGGCCCUCCCUGAGCCACACAGGCAGAGUGGAGAGGAGGAGGGAGGAUGCAGUGCAGGAGGAGGAGGAGGUAGAGAAGGAGGAUGGGGGGGAAAUGACAACGGACCGGUUUCUCCAACUACAACAGCCCUCCAAUAACUCAGCAGCUCCAGCAGCAGCCCAACCUUCUCAGUCAGACUGGGAGACUACAGCGGUAGAAGUAGAGGUAGAUACAGCCACAGCAGCUCCAGAGCAACAGAAGACCCAGGUAGAAACCCAGGGACAGGACAUUUCUCCCCAGUACGAAGGGUCUCUCCUUGGGCAUAAUGGUGGUGUUCUGGCCGGCGGUGGCCGUCUACCCCGGGCAGUGCUCCGCAGGAAGCCAUCCCAAGACAGUGCUGCGCCAGACAGCAGGAGGGUGGUGAGCAUGUAUGGAGCCCCAGCCUGGCAGCAACGAGGCUCGCUAAGUGACCAGGACAGAACAGACAAACCCAGGAGGCCCAGGAGUGUGUGCAUGCUGGGAGGCCCCAACCUCAACCCUGCCCUGUUGCAGCCUGGGUCCCACAGGUCCCACUCCCAGCAGAGCUCCAGAAGGGUGGCUACAGGAUCUCUGGACGGUCCCCCCCAGCAUUGCUGGACCAGGAGGGCAGAACUGCGGGCGGUGGACGGCCUCAAGCCGGGGGUGCUCCCUCAGCGGACAGUGGCUGAGGAGAAGGUGGUCCCCAGGGUCCGGCAGCAGACCUGGAAACAGAGACCAGUCAGUAUGACAAUGUUGGAGCUGAGGAAGAAGGCCUCUGGGUCUCAGGACGAGCUGGAUAGCCAUAGGGGAAGCCAGGUUAGAGGUCUGUUCGGCCGCUGGAGGAUCUUUGGCCGACCAGCCCAGGACAAGGAGAAGGAUAAGGAGGGAGCCCGAGCCCCAGGUUCCAAGCCCGCCAGCAGGCUGGACGUCCCCAAGAAGACCCUGAGCUCCUUACGCCGGAGUCUCAGUUUGCGGAUCAGGAGGAACCGGCCGCGGGGGAGAGUGGAAAUAUCCGAAGUGACGGCAGAGGAACGCUCACGCACUAAAAGUAUCGGGCAAGAGACAUCUCUCCCCUCACGGCCCUUCUCCUACCUCACCGGGAGGUCCCUGCCACCCCCUUACGAGAGGGACAAUGAUGGAGGGAUGCAGAACAUUCAGUACCACAGCCAGGGCAAGGUCAAGGUGAUGGAGGUGCCCCUCUACCCAGCCAGACUGUCCUCCACUAAACCAGCCCAUGAAGAGCCCAGCGUGUGGCAGCUCAUAGCCAGCCGCUUUAGGAGGAAGGAGCAGCAACAACCGCCCAACGGUAAAUGUAAACUCCAGCCCCAACCCCUGAGCAAAGAGACUGGCAAAUAUCCCCUGGCUGGGAAUAAAAAGCCUCAGUUAGUUUCCAUAGAGACUCUGGCAGGCGUCGACUGCAGCAAAGGUCAAGACUCUUUCGUCAACAGCCAAGAAUGGACAUUGAGUCGAUCAGUGCCAGAGCUCAAAGUGGGUAUUGUGGGUAAUCUGUCGAGUGGGAAAUCGGCCCUUGUCCACCGGUACCUGACAGGCACGUACGUGCAGGAGGAAUCCCCUGAAGGUGGUCGGUUCAAGAAGGAGAUGGUGGUUGAUGGACAGAGCUACCUGCUGCUGAUCAGAGACGAGGGAGGCCCCCCGGAGCUGCAGUUUGCAGCGUGGGUAGACGCUGUGGUGUUUGUCUUCAGUCUGGAGGACGAGAUCAGUUUCCAGACAGUCUACAACUACUUCCUGCGUCUGUCCAGUUACAGGAACACAGCAGAGGUCCCCAUGGUCCUGGUCGGGACGCAAGAUGCCAUCAGUGCUGCCAACCCCAGAGUGAUCGAUGACUCACGGGCCAGGAAGCUGUCCAACGACCUGAAGCGUUCCACCUACUACGAGACCUGCUCCACCUACGGCCUCAAUGUGGAGAGAGUCUUCCAAGAUGUCGCCCAGAAGGUGGUGGCUCUGAGGAAAAAGCAGCAGCUGUCUAUUGGUCCGUGCAAGUCCCUUCCCAACUCGCCUAGCCACUCAUCAGUCCCCAACGCAUCCCUCCCCUCUGUGCAUAUUAACCAGGCGGCGAAUGGCGGGGUUGCGUUCAGCGACUACUCCUCCUCGGUGCCUUCCACUCCCAGCAUCAGCCAGAGGGAGAUGCGCAUCGAGACCAUCGCCGCCUCCAACACGCCCACACCCAUCCGCAAGCAGUCCAAGCGCCGCUCCAACAUCUUCACAUCACGGAAAGCCAACAGUGAACAGGCAAAGACCACUGACAGUAAAACAGAUAGUAUAGGCAGUGGAAGGGCCAUACCCAUCAAACAGGGCAUCCUUCUGAAGAGAAGUGGGAAGUCCCUGAAUAAGGAGUGGAAGAAGAAAUACGUCACUCUUUGUGACAACGGCCUCCUCACCUACCACCCAAGUUUACAUGACUACAUGCAGAAUGUGCACGGGAAAGAGAUUGACCUGUUGAGGACCACGGUCAAGGUGCCAGGGAAACGACCACCUAGAGCAGUCACCACUAUCGCCCCCACCGCCAGCCCCAAGACAAACGGACUGACCAAGGACCGCAGCACCCUGCAGCUGGGCGUAGGCACCACAGGUGCGCCCCAUUCUAACAGCAAUACAUCCCUCCAGUCAGAGCGUUCAGUCAGCGGAGGAGGCCUGGUGGGCUUCGGUGGCAGUAAGGACAGCAUGCACCAACGCUCCUUCUCUGUUUCCAGUGCCGACCAAUGGAACGAGGCCGUCAUCAACACCAGUGCAAGCACUGGGGCUGCCAACGGGAUGGGCGAGCCCCUAACCUGCAGCUCUGGAGUGGGCAGUGCCACCAGUCCCAAGCUGGAGCCUCCCCCCUCACCUCACGCCAACCGCAAGAAACACAGACGGAAAAAGAGCACGGGCAUCACCAAGCCAGACGGGCCGUCUGCAGGCAAUGAAGAGUCGGAGGAGUCUUUUGAGUUCAUUAUUGUGUCUCUGACGGGUCAGAUGUGGCAUUUCGAGGCGUCUACGUUUGAGGAGAGGGAGCUGUGGGUCACAGCUAUCGAGAGCCAGAUCUUUGCCAGCCUGCAGUCUUGCGAGAGCAUGAAGAAUAAGUCCCGGUUAGGCAGCCAAAGUGAUGCAGCGUCUAUUCAGUCCAUAAGGAACGUGAGAGGGAACAGCAUCUGUGUGGACUGUGAUGCAGCCAACCCGGACUGGGCCAGUCUUAACCUGGGGGCUCUGAUCUGUAUCGAGUGUUCAGGGAUCCACAGGAACCUGGGGACCCACCUGUCAAGGGUCCGCUCCCUGGACCUGGAUGACUGGCCCGUGGGGCUCAGCAUGGUGAUGAUGGCUAUAGGCAACGCUAUGGCCAACAGUGUCUGGGAGGGGGCCCUGGAGGGGUACACCAAGGUGGGCGCUGACAGCACCAGGGAGGAGAGGGAGCGGUGGAUCCGGGCUAAGUAUGAGCAGAAGCUGUUCCUGGUGGGUCUCCCCCAGUCGGAUGUGCCCCUGGGGCAGCAGCUGCUCCGGGCCGUGGUGGAGGACGACCUGAGGCUGGUGGUGCUGCUGCUGGCCCACGGCACCAAGGAGGAGGUCAACGAGACGUACGGAGACGGGGACGGACGCACCGCCCUGCAUCUGUCCUGUGCCAUGGCCAACGUGGUCAUCACCCAGCUUCUCAUCUGGUACGGUGUGGACGUGAAAAGUCGGGACGCGCGCGGCCAGACGCCGCUGUCCUGCGCCCGGCGGGCAGGAAGCCAGGAGUGUUCUGACAUCCUGCUCCAGCACGGCUGCCCCAAUGAUCCGGUCAGCAGCAGCAGCCUCACCACCCCCAACAUGAGCCGCAGAAACCCCAAUGUUAACCCCAACCCUAACGUCAACAACAACAAUGCCCUCAGUGAGCUCAACCGCAGUGUCAGUAUAAUGUAGGACCAGGAGUGGAUCAUCCCAGACCAGACUGGAGUAGACUUGACUCACCGAUCACCAAGGCUCAUGAACAUAAACACACUGUGUCCCCAUAGACGACCCAGUAACCAUACUACUCUCCCGGUCCCCAUUCUCCUCCUAUUCCGCUUCAUACUGUGUAACCUAAACUGAGCGACUGGCAGUGGAGGCUUUUUUGGGCCGCAACGGAGAGGAUAGAGAUAUUCCAAGAUGCCGAGAGAGGCAGGCUUUACCUGGUGGACAUUGUAUAUUGUAUUUGUUUGGUUGUUGUUUUCCUCAUAUCAUUGGCACAGCGGUACUGUCUGUCAGUAACGAUCAUGAUCAGUUUAAAACGUUUUUAUUGUUAUUAAGCAUCAACCAAAUGAAUGGCUCACCCCUCCCCUCUCUACUAAAACAGUUCAUUCCUAUGCUUGAACAUUUCCUUUCGUGUCGUCCUCUGUUGGAGCCAAACUGUGUUCAUAUUGUGCUGUUUGAUGAAAUGACAAAUUCCCUCCGAUAAUGCUUCCAUGCCUAUAUAGAGAAAGAUAAACGCUGUGGUAACAUUUUGCUUUUAGAUACUCCAAAGGAACUUCCAUGUUGGACGCACAGCUUUUGCUGAGUGGUAUCAUCCAUAGUUCAUGCAGGAGAGAAACUAUUCCUAUAGAUGUUGUAAUAGGGUUUACUACAAGCCCUGCAUAGCCCACCAAUUUCAAAAUUCAAAAGGUUAGAAAUGAACCAGUUAGUAUUGGUACUAUGAAGCCAUCAAACUCUUGACAUGCCAUUCAUGUAAAAAAUAAAAUUAAUUUAAAAAGCAACGCAUGUCUAGGUAGGUGGAAGGUCAAAAAUGAUUGAAAUACUUUACUUACAGGCUAAAGGUUUCAAUCAUAAUUUGACAUUUCAGAGAUGAUUGCACAAUGGGAGAAUUUUGGGAGAUAGUUAAGUGAGUCAUUUGUUCUUCCACCCUGAUCAUGUCCCGCUUGCAAAUCAUCCAUGAUUAUAAGGAAAUUGAGGGUCUGUUUUAUGAGCAUCGUGUCGAUUGGUUUUUGUAAAAAAAUAUAUUAAAAAAUGCCUCUUCAAUCAGAAAUCAUUCAGAGGAAUGAUUGAAGGAAGGAAAUUGUGUCAUUAAGAGA